AUGCGAGCUGGACUACUCAAUCGUAGAAGGACUCUCAGUAUUGGAUGCUGGAAUGUACGAACGUCCCUGGACCCUGGUACCCAAAGUCUGACCGCACGCAGCCUCCAUCAGUACAACGUGGAUGUCUGCUGUCUGUCUGAGGUACGACUCCCUGACUCGGGCUCUCGUGAAAUAAAGAUCCCGGCAGUCGAAUCCCACUUCACCCUGUACCACAGCGGCCCCCGUGAUUCCUCUGGUCGAUACGGUGUGGCGAUCGCCUUAUCACAACAAGCGGAGCUUGCGCUACUUGCUUGGGAACCAGUAAAUGACCGGAUGGCCUACGUGCGACUGAAGGGUCACUUCACGAACAUCUCCAUCGUAGCUGUGUACGCACCAACUUCGGCUGCCGAACAGCGCGAUAAAGAGGCGUUUUACUCUCAGUUGCAAGCGCUAGUUGAAAGACUGCCUCGCCGCGAUCUGCUGAUUGUUGCUGGCGAUUGGAAUGGUCGAACUGGACCUGGCGACCCCACAACCAGUCAUCUUCUUGGCCGCUUUGGGCUUGGUUCUCGAUGUGAAAAUGGUGAGAGAUUGCUGAACUUCGCUGAUCGAAACCGACUGCUUGUCACCAACACAUGCUUCCAGCAUCGCAAAAAACAUCUGCUGACCUGGUAUUCAAACGACGGUCGUACGGCCAGUCAUAUUGACUACAUACUAGUCAGCUCAAGGUUCCGCAGCUGGGUUCACGAUAGCAGAUCGAUGUGUGGUGCCGAGACUGGUAACGCCCAUGGGUCGGAUCGUGUCCUCGUCCGUACACGCCUGAAAGUUCACCUCUCAUCCGCACCAAAAAUGCCACGUCCUAGACGCCUCAAUGUCGCAAAAAUCCGGCAAGCCAGCACCGCCGAGGCCCUAAGCAGAGAAAUCCGGACCUGUUUUACGGCCCGAGUCGACAAAGAAGUCAGUAACCAGUGGUCGUCACUGAAGACAUCAGUCUAUGGGGCAGCUGAGAAAAUCCUUGGAUACACCCAGCGACGCCGCACGGACUGGAUCAGCGGAAGAACCCUGCAGUUGUCUGCUCAGACGGCUAGAGCCAGGUCCCGCAACGAUGACUACUUCCGCCAACUUCGGAAGAUGACGGCAAAAUCGGCCAGGGAUGACCGGAAACAAUAUUGGGCUGAAAUAGCGACAUCCAUGGAACAGGCCUCGAACGUUGGUGACACUCGAAAGCUCUACCGUCUGAUCCGCCAAGUUAGCGGUAAGCCCUCUACACUGAGUGACUCUGUCCGCGAUGUGAACGGCGGCUUUAUUGCUGACAACUCGGCCAAAGUCGAGCGCUGGCGUGAGCACUUUGAGCACCAUCUCAACUUCGAUACCCAACCUAUAUCGCCCUUGUUCUCCUCCUCAGCGGAGUUUCUUCCCUCUCCUACCUAUGCAGUGCCAUGCGAUCCCCCCUCCGAGGAAGAAGUCUCCGAUGCCAUACGAAAGUUGCGCAACAAUAAGGCACCCGGAGAGGACGGUAUACCUGCUGAAAUCUUCAAGUCUUGUGUGGACACUCUGGCGCCCUGGCUCCAUGAGGUGAUUGAACGAGCGUGGAGAGACGAGGUUGUUCCUGAUGACUGGGGCUUAGGCAUCCUUGUACCUAUCCUCAAGAAGGGAGAUAAGACGAGGUGCGAGAACUACCGCGGCAUAAGUCUUAUCGACGUUGCUGCGAAGAUCUUCGCUAUUGUCCUACUCAGACGAUUCCAGGCUGUGCGUGACUCAAGGACGAGGCCCAACCAAGCCGGAUUUCGUGCUGGACGUGGAUGCGCAGAUCAGAUCUUCACACUGAGGCGCAUUCUCGAAUUUCGCCAUAGCUACCAACAACCGACAGCCGUCUGCUUCGUUGACUUUGCCGCCGCGUUCGAUUCCGUUCACCGUGAGUCCCUGUGGCGGAUAAUGGCGCUAGAUUGUGUACCGGCCAAAAUCAUCGCCAUGAUCAAGGCCUACUAUCAUUCCACUACUGCGAGAGUCCUGGUCCGUAACAAUUUCUCCCAACCGUUCGGUAUUCGGUCUGGCGUCCGACAGGGUUGUAUCCUGUCACCCAUACUGUUCAACUACGCUAUUGACUGGAUCCUCGGGAGGGCCCUACGCGACAGUGACGGUGUUGAAUUUGCACCCGGACAUCGACUGACUGAUCUCGACUAUGCCGAUGAUAUCGCCUUACUGGCUUCAAGUUUUGGUGAUCUGCAGUCUAUGGUGUCACGAGUGAACGAGGUCGCUAAAUCAGUCGGUUUGUCCAUAAACGCUGGGAAGACCAAAGUAUUCUCAAGCUGCAUCCCUGACCAGGAGAAGGCACCCCUGGGGAUUGAUGGCUGUCAACUUGAAGAAGUGGACAGUUUUAAAUACCUCGGGGCGCGGCUGCUGCCUAAUGGACAGAGUAAGGACGACAUUGUCUCCCGAAUCGAUGCUGCCCGCUGGGUUUUUUCAAGCCUUCGGAAAUGCCUGUGGAACCAACGUGACCUCUCCAUCGCCACUAAGAUUCGCGUGUACCGUGCAUCUGUCCGGUCUGUCCUUCUCUAUGGUUGUGAAUGCUGGGCUUUGCGCGUGGCGGAUGAGCGAAAACUGGAGGUAUUUGACCACCGCUGCUUGAGGAUCAUCCUUCGAGUGAAGUUAACCGAUUUCGUCUCAAAUGAGAUAGUCCGCGCUCGCUGCGACAACAUCGCGAGGAUAACUCAGGCCAUCCAAGAAAGACGACUGAGGUGGUUCGGGCAUGUUCUUCGUCGUCCACCUCAGGAGCUCAGUGUUACUGCUCUCGAUCCGGCGCCGUUGCCCCAUUGGAGGCGUCGAAGAGGGGGUCAGUUCAAAACCUGGCUCGACACUGUCUGUCAAGACAUGGAGGUGGUUCUUGGACCUUCGGUAUUCGGUCUCCGUCGUUGGCGAAGGGAAUGGGUUGAGCUGUCUAGAUCUGCUGCCGCGGAUCGUCACGCGUGGAGAGGUACAAUUCGGGACAUCAUCGAGGCCGGCUAG
This is a messenger RNA of Spirometra erinaceieuropaei, 2982 nucleotides long. Lineage: Eukaryota; Metazoa; Platyhelminthes; Cestoda; Diphyllobothriidea; Diphyllobothriidae. The record is from the annotation of a GenBank genome assembly.